UUCUCCAUCCACUGCCUUUUUCUUGAGCUUAUUUUAUACAUUUUAUGUAGGGCUAGGCAAGGGAAACUUUCACGCUUCUGCUGGUGGCCUCUCUGCCUCCUUUCUCCGGUGAUUCAUCUUCUUUCCUUGCUUGAAAUCCUCACAGCUCCUUUUCCAGCAUCCUUGUUCGUCUUCUUCUUGUUUACAUGUUAUAUAUCUCGAUGCUAGUUUUCACAGAAGAAAAAUGAUGUCUCCUUCUUCUAAAAUUAUCGCGAGCCUCCAAAAAGAGUUGCUGCUGGGGGAUCAACACACAUGAAUUCGAUCACUGCUCGGCAUGAACAGCUUGAGGCAGGAGCCCCACGUCGCUCAACAAAGCCGCCGCGAGAAGCUCCGGGUCCAGCACAGCCCGUGCCAGCCCCCCACCCACCGCCAAUUUCCCGGCUCGAGCGCUGGAAAUUCCGACCCAAUCCCCGAUCUUGCCCCGGUCCGAGACGUCUACUACCCGGCGUCCGCCAUGCUGGACCUGUCAGCCCGCGCCCAUAAUUUACCGUUGGCCGGCGCGGAAGCCUCGAUGAUCGGUCCGUUGCCGCCCAGCUUUCAUGAAGCGUCCGGUAGUCUCACCCGUGCCGGCGAUCCCCCGAGCCCGUGCCUCUGGCGAGGGCAGCCGAACUGCGACUGGAUGGUUCCGAGUUUUGUCGCUGCCGGCAGUGGAGCUCCGGCUAUGAUUACAAACCCUUUGGUUUCACCCAGUGUUUGCCACCCGAAGCCCGGCUUCUUGGGUUGUCGGGACGCAUCCAGCGAGCUUUCUAACCAAGAGACCCACCAACAGCAGUAUGGGGACUUGCACUUCCCCUCUUCCCAAUUCUACCAUCACGGUCUCCAAGAGGUGGUCACCUCCUCUUCCUCCACCGCGGGAAAUCAUGGCCACGAAUUGGCCUCUAUCGUCCAGCCCUCGAGCGUUCGCGAGCCGGGUCAUCCGUGUUCGUGGGUCGACAGUGGGAAUGAGCUGCUGCUGCUGCCAAGCUACGGUGAGCAGCCGAACACGGUGUGGGUGAGUCGGCCGCCUGCGCAAUGGAACGCGGAAGGAGGGUUUGCAAGGGGUAAAGUUGUUGGAGAGGUAUUUAAUACCGUGGGAAGUGAGGGUGGGACGCAAGGUCUGUCCCUAUCGCUCAACCCGGUGGCGGAUCUCCCUGUGGGUCAGUUGGGAGAGAGGUUUGGACUGCCAAAUGAAGCCGGGCAGUCCGGCCCGCACCCCAAGUCCUCGAUCUGUGAUAGAGGUUAUGGGGUCUCACUUCAAGGUAUCGUGAGCUCGUCGGUGGAUGCUCGGAGGGGCGCGGGGCCGCUCGGGCCUUUUACGGGAUAUUCCACGAUUCUCAAGAGCUCCAAGUUUUUGAAGCCGGCUCAGCAGCUGUUGGAUGAGUUUUGUAGCGCUGUGACGGGGCCCAAGCUUUUGGAGCAUCGUGAUGAGGGUGGGAGGAGUUGCCAGGUCGCGAGUGCUGAUCGUGGUGAUGCAGUGGUGGGCGAGAAAGAGAAUAGUGGGAGGAGAGGGCAUCCGGCGGUGUCGUCGUCUUCGCCGAAUGAUUCGAUGGAAGGUGGUGGGGAAGGCGGUGUUAGUGGGGAGGCUUCUCAAAGUCAUCACCCCGAGAUCCAGCAGAAGAAGGCGAAGCUCUUGUACAUGCUGGAAGAGGUAUGCAGACGGUACAAGCAAUACCACCAACAAGUGCAAAUGGUGGUCUCUGCUUUUGAAUCUGUAGCAGGCCUCAGCUCUGCCACGCCUUACGCUUCACUAGCCCUCAAGACUGUGUCAAAGAACUUCCGGUGCAUGCGAAAUGCUAUAUCUGAUCAGCUCCGACGCAUAAGCAAAGGGCUGGGCGAGGAGUUCAUGUCAUCACCCAGUUCCAGUAGAGGUGAAACGAUCACGACCCCAAAGUUUAAACACAUCAAUCAGAGCUUCCCAGAGCAAAAGGCAGGUGAGAACAGCUUAGGUUUUAUGGGUCAGAAUCAGCCGGUGUGGAGGCCUCAGAGAGGCCUGCCGGAGCGUGCUGUGGCUGUUUUGAGAGCCUGGUUGUUCGAUCAUUUCCUUCAUCCGUAUCCUACUGAUACGGACAAGCACAUGCUAGCGACUCAAACUGGCCUGUCACGGAACCAGGUUUCCAACUGGUUCAUUAAUGCCCGGGUGCGGCUUUGGAAGCCAAUGGUUGAAGAGAUCCACAUGCUUGAAACCAAAGGAAUGAAGGGGGUAGAUCUCAACUCUGGCAACAGAAGCGAUGCUAACAAGCCACCCAUGGAUGAUGCGGGGCGACCUUCUAACGGUCAGAGGCCAGAAUCCGAGUGUAACAAGCCAUUGCAUUGUUGUUCCUCCAUGGAGCCUCUUUUGAAUGAUGAGGGUUCCCAGAGUAUGGAGCAGUGGCAUUGUGAUAAGCGAUCGAGGAUGGACGAGUGUGGGAUGCAGCCGAGCAUGGAUGGGAACUUGAUAAGCUUUGGAACGUACCAGGGUGCCAUGGAUAUUGGAGGGCUUGGAGCGGUGUCUCUCACACUGGGCCUCAGGCAAGAGGGUGGACAGCAGCAGCAGCAGCAGCAGCAGCAGCAGAUGAGGCACUUUGGAAGUCAGAUGCUGCGCGACUUUGUGGGUUGAGCAAUCUUUGUUGGAAUUGUUUUGUUGCUAGUGCCCGGAUGUGCUGGGGAGCAGCUCUGGCAAAUAUUUGUGGUGAUAUGAGAAUGUGAGCACAUACAAAGACUAGUUUUCAGAAAAAGGGUGAGCAUUGUAUUGUAGGAUAGGGGAAAGGUCCAUUGUAUGAUUUGUAAUGCUGCUAUUCGUUUGCUGACAUAUUGUAACUGGCGAAGUUUUGGUGGUUUUCAAAGACUUUGAUUUAGUGCUGUUGUAAAAUUCUGUCGUCUUCUGCUCUUAA
This is a messenger RNA of Elaeis guineensis (African oil palm), 2888 nucleotides long. NCBI's taxonomy places the organism in Eukaryota, Viridiplantae, Streptophyta, Magnoliopsida, Arecales, Arecaceae. The record is from RefSeq and is a predicted model, not a curated record.